Phoenix dactylifera (date palm) is the source of this 2719-nucleotide messenger RNA. Its product is annotated as zinc finger CCCH domain-containing protein 32-like. The record is from RefSeq and is a predicted model, not a curated record. NCBI's taxonomy places the organism in Eukaryota, Viridiplantae, Streptophyta, Magnoliopsida, Arecales, Arecaceae. Gene Ontology annotation, molecular function: mRNA binding.
UAUUAUAAUAUUUUAAUAUUAUAUUAUAUCACAAUAUAUUACAUCACUCUGUAAUGAAAAAUUAAAAUAAUAUUAUAAUAACAUGCAUCAUUGUCAUAAAGAGUGUUAUUAAAAUAUUAUCAUGUCUCUUAUCAAAUUAAUACUAUGAUUAAUGGAUGUAAUGUUCUAUAAAAUAAUAUUCUGUCUAUUUUCAUGAAAAUGUACAUUUGAAAUACAAUACGCAACCAACCACCAUCUUCUAAAAUCUCCUCAGCAUCUAGACACUAACAAAAAAUCAAGACUAACAGAAUCUUUAACCAAUUGCAAAUUUGGUUUGAAAACCAUAAAACCAGGUCUCGUUGAGACCAGCUAGUUUAAUUUUCCUAUUUUGGACUGGGAAAAAAGAAGAAGAAGAAAAGCAUUGGACUUGUGGUUUCGGUCGGUUUUGACCGGCAAGACCGUUGGAUCGGGUCGUUGUGCACUCCGUGUAUGGAUCCGACUCUGACUACAAGAAAAGAAACAUGAGUUAAAACCCGACCAAAUCCAAACCCGAAUCGGAAUCGGAACACCACCUAAACCCUGGCACGUGGCACCCCCUUCGCGCACCAAGCUGACUCCAACGUCAUCUUGGCCGGGCGGGAACACCUCUUCCCAACGCCACAACAAUAGACCCCCAACCCACCACUUAAUAACAAAACCUACCCCUCCUCUUUCCCUUUAUAUCUAAAUUCUCUCUGCAAUAGUGGUAAAAAGUAAUAAUUAGUAACAGGGUAGGCCAUUGCCAAAAGUGUAAAGCUCCAGCUAAGCCCCGUCGAUGAUAUAAGGCUAAAAGGCUCCAAGAAAGUUUGAAAACCCUCGCAUAAAUCAAAAACCUUCUCUCUUCGAUUCUUGAUACCCAAUCUCUCCUCCCACCGUCUCCUCCAAUGCCUCGAUCUGGUUAUUGAAUCCGUUUGUCCGUUUGUUUCCUGUUCUCUGCCCUGAUCUGCGGAUUUUUGCGCCUCGGUCUCCGUCUUUGAUCGCCAUCGGAGCAGCUCGAUCUUUGUUCCGAUUGUUGGGUUCUUGUGUGGAAAGGGACAAGAAGGAAGGGGAUGAAGAGCGGCGGUGGGCGGGUGGGGAUCCGCCCGUCGACGGCGGAGGAUGAGGCGCUGAAGAGGAACACCGACUGCGUGUACUUCCUGGCGUCGCCAUUGACCUGCAAUAAGGCACAUGAUACCUAUGGCUGGGAGUCAUGCAGAAUUUCUGAGAGGAUUUUGGAAAGACCACCAUCUGGAAGGAGGUGGAGGGAUGCCAAUCAUAAUGAGAGGGAUAGAUCAGAUUUGUGUCGUCGACCAUUGAAGCAAAGAAGACUUAAUGGUUCAAUAUCGGCUGUUAGCCCUGAUGGCCGUGGUGAGCCCUACCAGAGGGAUGAUUGCUAUAUUGAGGAGAGAGGGCAUGGUCAUCAUUCCCACAGAAAUCAAAGACAAAUUCCUCGGAGCUCCAUAAGCACUCGCCUGCAAGGAAGAAUAACACUCUCUGGGAGGUCUUCACCUGACAUCCCAAAUGAUUUGCGAUCUGAGAAUGACGGAAAUAGAGGAAGACCUCGAGGCAGAUUGUCACCAGCCAGACCAAUAAAUUAUCGGGGGAGACAUCAUGAAAGAGUAAGAUGGAGAUCAAAUGAGGAGUUCCCUGCAGAUGCAAGGAGUACUGUGGUAAAGCUAACUAGAAGAGAUGAUACAGGCUCCCUAGAUUUUGCUGGUCCAAAGAGUCUUGCAGAGCUGAAAGGUCCAAAGGUUAUGGAGAAUUCUCAAGAGUUGUCAACCAAGAGUACUAGUGCUGCUGCUCCUCUAGAACUGAAUAAUAUGAAGUCUGCAAAAGUUGCGGUGCUUCAGGAUUCUAAAGAUUCUCUCUCGUUUGAAGGUCCGAAGCCACUGAGCAUCAUUCUUAAGAGAAAAAGAGAUGCAGCAUCUGCGAGUGGUGCAAGCAGUGGAGAUGAAAUUGAUCGAAGAGAUGGAGAAGAGGCAGCAGGUGGUUCUGUUUCAGCUGCUUUAUCAGAUGUGCAGUCCAUUCUUCCGGUAGAAGCCAAGAAAGAUGGCAAUGACAAUGUCAGCUGCCUUGAAGAACACGAGGAUAGAACAGCCAAGGAGGAAGAAGAAGAGGGAUCAAUCUACGAUGGUCGUUCUUCAGCUAAAGAAGAUACGUUUGAACCAAAAGAUCAUAUGGUAGUGGAUGCUAUGGAAGAUCAAGAGCUGGAAUACUAUGACCAAAGAUAUGGAGAGUCUGAUCAUGAGGCUGUUGAGGGCGGGGACCUGAAAACUGAAUAUGAUGAGAAUGUAUACGCAGAGGAUGGAGAUGAGUCUGAUGAUGAGGAUGACUUUGCUAAAAAGGUUGCUGCCUUGCUUUGUUGUGUGUAGGUAAAUUGAGGCUGCUUUUGCUUGUUUUGCUAUGAUUGAGGAGGCCUCAGUCAUGUAAUUUUUGAAGCUAUUGGAGAGUGUUCGUGGCGCUUGAUGUUUUUUAGAACAGUGCCAGGGCCUUUUCAUUCUAUCAUGCUUGUUCGCCAGCAGUCGGAGAUGGAAGAUAGAAGGUAGACAUGGUCUAAAGGAUGACCCAUAAAAUUGUGUAGCUUUUUGUUGGCUUGCAGUCCUUUCAUGUAGGCUUUUUAGAAUUUUUUACUGUAUUAUUUGCCUUUAAAGAUAUGAUUUUGUUUAUCAGUGAAACAAAUGGAUAAGGUAAUGAAUCACCCAAUCUGGGUAUUUUUGUGAUU